GUCAACGUCGUGGUGCGCGAUCUUCGUCCUCGCGCUCGCGCGUAACCGUCGACGUAUUCGGUGAUCGCGUCGCCGUCGCCGUCGCCGUCGCCGUCGCCGUCGCCGUCGCCGUCGCCGCUGAGCGCCGGUAAAAGCGCGCAGCGAAAAGAAACGGAGUUUUCCCUCGGAUCGUCGGUCGUGUGCGCGGGAGGGGGGGAGGUCGGUGCGCGAGGCGCCGCGCCGGAACGAGAGGCGAGACGGCCGUCGUUUGCCGCUGCUUGCCAUCGUCGCCGCCACCGCCACCGCCACCACCGCCGCCGCCGCCGUCGCCGUCGUCGUCCGUCGUCGUCGUCGUCGUCGUCGUCGUCACUAACACCAUCAAAGCCGAACCGUGCAGCAGUGGCAGAGCAGCACAACCACCGUGGACUACCGUGGACGACAUCAUCACGGAUAACGACGUCGCCGUCGUGGUCGUUACCGCCGCCGCCGCCACCACCACUACCACCGCCACCACCACCACCAUCACUACGGCCGCCGUCGCCAAGAUAGCCGCGCGAUCGUAGCCGUCAGGCGACACUCGGAGAGGUGCGGAGGUGAACAAGGGACGUACGUGUUUUAGACACACGGGUGGACAACGGGUAUUCGGAGUCGGACAUACCUAACGUUUUAAUAACACACACACGAGGGUGGAAUAUAUGGUGUGGGCGUCCCCCGUGCGAGUGGGGGCACUUGAUGGCCGCAGAAAUUGGGCGAACUGCAAGCAAACAGCUAUCGUCGGAGUGCGGUAAAACGACGUCGCUAUCCAGUCCCGGUGGCAACGUGAGCCUCGAUACUAGCCGGGUGAUCGUGGGAACGGAACAGCAGUACCAACAGCAGCGACAGCAGUUGCAGCAAUCGCAUUAUCAUCAACGAGAAUCGUCGCUGUCGCCGCCACAGCAGCAGCAGCACCAGCAGCAGCAACAACAGGACGAACAGGAUCGAACGUCGUCGGCCACGGUACAAGUCAGAAAGGCGCUCGGUAAAAGACGUUGUCGGACGACUCCUCUUUCUCCUUCUUACCAGAAUCGCGUACCGUUCGCGACCGCGCAGCCAACAGCGGAGAACAAUCAGCAGCAACAGCAAGCGUUAAUCAACGCGGAUAACGUAACCUCGACGGCGGAGGCCGUCACCGAGGUACCCGGCGCCAUCAAGACGACCAUCAACAUCGGCUUCGCGAUGAACCACGUAAACGAUCAGGAGAACCUCAAACAGCUCAGCCUCGCACCCGUUCAAGUUAACGAGGUCGAGGAGAUGGACACGCAGGAGGAAACCCCAAAUGAUGGUGGGGGAGACGGAACUGACAACCGUCCUAUAAAUGGUGAACCAGAAUUAGCAUGUAUAGUUCAGGAUCAAGAAAUGGAAGAAGAUGAGGCCAGAUCCGAAGCUACUUUUCGAUACACUGUUGAGAAUAUAUCUAAGAUGAAAGAUUCACAGUUGUCCCCUGCAUGUUACGUUCGUAAUUUACCAUGGAAAAUAAUGGUGAUGCCACGGUCGAGUCAGACACAGGAGAGACAACCACAAAAAUCUCUUGGAUUCUUUCUUCAGUGUAAUGGAGAGAGUGAAUCGACAUCGUGGAGUUGUUAUGCUGUUGCUGAACUGCGUCUUCUUUCUUGUAAAGAAGGACAAGAACCAUUUAGCAGAAAAAUUCAACACCUCUUCUACAGUAAAGAGAACGAUUGGGGCUUUAGUCAUUUUAUGACAUGGCAAGAUGUUUUAGAUCCUGAUAAAGGUUUCAUAAAAGACGAUUCAAUCACGCUCGAGGUUCAUGUAGUAGCUGAUGCACCUCAUGGGGUCAGUUGGGACAGUAAAAAACAUACAGGAUAUGUAGGUUUGAAAAAUCAAGGUGCUACAUGUUAUAUGAAUUCUUUAUUGCAAACUCUUUAUUUUACAAAUCAGUUGCGAAAGGCAGUAUAUAAAAUGCCAACAGAGAGUGAUGAUUCGAGUAAGAGUGUUGCACUAGCCUUGCAGAGGGUUUUUCAUGAAUUACAGUUUUCUGACAAGCCCGUUGGUACAAAAAAACUAACUAAAAGCUUUGGUUGGGAGACGCUGGAUUCUUUCAUGCAGCAUGAUGUGCAGGAAUUUCUACGAGUGCUAUUAGAUAAAUUGGAGAGCAAAAUGAAGGGAACAUGCGUGGAAGGUACAGUGCCAAAAUUAUUUGAGGGAAAAAUGGUCUCUUUUAUCAAGUGUAAAAACAUAGAUUACAAAUCCACAAGAGUUGAAACAUUUUAUGACAUACAGUUAAAUAUAAAGGGCAAGAAAAACAUUUACGAGUCUUUUAGCGAUUAUGUGAGUACAGAAAGUCUCGAUGGUGAUAAUAAAUAUGACGCAGGAGAGCAUGGAUUACAGGAAGCGGAAAAGGGCGUCAUUUUUUCUUCGUUUCCACCAGUUUUACAUUUACAUUUAAUGCGUUUUCAAUAUGAUCCUGUCACAGACUGUUCAGUCAAAUUUAACGACAGGUUCGAGUUUUAUGAAAAAAUUAGCCUUGGAAAAUAUCUGCAAAACAAAGAAACAACAAGUGCGGAUUACACAUUACAUGCUGUUCUGGUUCAUAGUGGUGACAACCACGGAGGACAUUAUGUUGUAUUUAUUAAUCCCGCUGGCGAUGGCAAGUGGUGUAAGUUCGACGAUGAUGUUGUCUCACGAUGUACAAAACAGGAAGCUAUCGAACACAACUACGGUGGUCAAGACGAGGACAUGUCUAUGGCUGUGAAACAUUGCACUAACGCUUAUAUGUUGGUUUACAUAAGAAAUUCUGAGCUGGAAAAUGUCCUGCAAGAAGUCAAGGAAGAGGAUAUACCUCAAGAGCUGGUGGAGAGGCUGCAAGAGGAGAAGAGGCUGGAACAAAUAAGAAGAAAGGAGAGAACUGAAGCAUACUUGUACAUGACUGUUAAUGUCCUUCUCGAGGAUAGCUUUGACGGUCACCAAGGAAAUGAUCUCUACGAUCCAGAGCACGCUUUAUAUCGUAUAUUUCGCGUACGUAAGCAGGCGACUGUGCACGAGUUUCUCGAACUACUGAGCGAUAGUCUGGUAAGUGAGUUUAAUAAAGACAUGGUGCAUUCGAUAAUUUUUCUGAAACGCCAUUACAUUAUAUAAAAGCUGAUUUUGUGAAUAUGUGUAUGUACAUCAGGUUUUAUUAGCGAAGUAAA
Molecule: messenger RNA, 3164 nt
Organism: Monomorium pharaonis (pharaoh ant)
Lineage: Eukaryota; Metazoa; Arthropoda; Insecta; Hymenoptera; Formicidae
Product: ubiquitin carboxyl-terminal hydrolase 7
Exons: 11
Coding region: 712-3111 (799 amino acids)
Biological process (GO): protein deubiquitination; regulation of protein stability
Cellular component (GO): cytosol; nucleus
Molecular function (GO): cysteine-type deubiquitinase activity; protein binding; cysteine-type endopeptidase activity
Source: RefSeq, a predicted model, not a curated record